Molecule: messenger RNA, 41364 nt
Organism: Pelobates cultripes (western spadefoot toad)
Lineage: Eukaryota; Metazoa; Chordata; Amphibia; Anura; Pelobatidae
Source: the annotation of a GenBank genome assembly
AUGCGCUGCUGGCCUCAGCUUCUGCUUCCUGCCUUGUGUUGGAUCCUGUUCAUUUGUCAGACGUCUGCACAAGGUAAGCUCACACUUAUUAUGACAGCUUAGUUAUCUUAUGUCAAGUUACGCUAAGUUGCCUCAAGAUCAUUAACAAGGGACAAUACUCAGUUACUAGAUUAUUGCUGAUUAGUGAAGGGAAAUCACUCCAAGGCUGGACUUCACAUUCCAGGACAAGUUAACAAAAUAUAUCAGGAAAGGAAAUUUAAAACCUGAAGCAACAAUAAAGUCAACGACUGCAGGAACAAAUUCUAGAAUUCUGAAACGGUUAGGCCAAGAUGACACACUCGACCAUUAGACACACAGUUCCUAAAUAAAGACCCAUUACACACACUGGACCACCAUAAAUCGGACUCACACGGGACUGCCAUAAAGACCCAUUACACACACACACACACACAAUUCGUCCAUAUGGGCAGGAGCCUAAAGUAAAUUCAUAGUUACAUAGCUGAAAAGAGACUUGCGUCCAUCAAGUUCAGCCUUGCUCACAUAUGUUUUUGCUGUUGUUUCAAAAGAAGGCAAAAAACCCAGUCUGAAGCGCUUCCAAUUUUGCAACAAACUAGGAAAAAAAUCCUCCUUGGAUCAAGCAGCUAUUACCCCCCUAAUUAGAAAUUAUAUCCCUGUAUGUUAUGUUUUUGCAAGUAUUUAUCUAAUUGCAGUUUAAAUAUCUGUAUGAACUCUGAUAAAACCACCUCUUCAGGCAAAGAAUUCCAUAUCCUUAUUGUUCUUACUGUAAAAAUCCCUUUUCUUUGCCUUAGAUGAAAUCUCCUUUCUUCCAGCCUAAAUGUGUGACCUUGUGUCCUAUGUAUAGCCCUGUUUAUGAAUAGAUUUAGAAUAAAAUGGUUUGUAUUGGCCCCGAAUAUAUUUGUAUAAUUUUAUCAUAUCCCCUGUGAGGCGCCAUUUUUCCAAACAAAAGAGAUUUACAACCUUUUUUUCCAUUAAUAAAAUGCUCCAUUCCUUUUUGUCUCUGCACUAUUUCUUUUGCCAUAAUAUCCUUCUUAAAACAGGUGCCCAAAAUUACACAGCAUAUUCAAGGUGUGAUUUAGAUUUAUAAAGAGGCCAAAUUAUAUUUUCAUCGUGAGAAUUUAUGCCCCUAUUUAUACAUGACAAAACCUUACUGGCCUUAGACACUGCAGAUUGACAUUGCAUAUUGCUGCCUAAUUUGCUGUCUAUAACAAUUCCCAAAUCCUUCUCUUGUGUGGUUAUCCCUAAUUCACUACCAUUUACGGUGUAAGUUGCUUGUGCAUUCUUAACCCCGAAGUGCAUAACUUUGCAUUUCGCUACGUUAAAUUUAAUCUGCCAUUUUAGUGCCCAGUCCCCCAAUCUAUCCAAAUCCCUCUGCAGGAAAGCAAUAUCCUGCUCACAUUUUAUUACUUUACAAAUUUUUGUGUCAUGUGCAUACACUAAAACAUGGCUUUCAAUGCCUAUUUCAAGAUCAUUUAUAAAUAUGUUAAAUAGAAGCGGUCCCAGAACAGAACCCGGAGGGACACAACUUACCACUUUUGUCCAGCCUGAAAAUUUACCAUUAAUGACAACUCGUUGUACUCUACUCUAAGCCAAUGUUCUACCCAAGAACAGGAACAUUCAUCUAGACCAAUUUCUUUUAGUUUGAAGACUAACCUAUUGUGUGGAACUGUAUCAAAUGCCUUAGCAAAAUCCAAGUAGAUCACUUUCACUGCAACACCCUGAUCUAUACUUCUACUUACUUCUUUGUAGAAUGUAAUUAGGUCAGUUUGACAUGACCUGUGCCUCAUAAAACCAUUCAGGGCUGUCCUUUUGAUUAUGGGAGAACUGGAAGGAUAUAAUGCAAUGGGAGUGCUUGGUGAGUCUCAUAUAUAGUCAGUAUGUGAGGCUGAACUUUCUCAAUCAGACAUGUCCUUCAGGAGCCAAGAGUGUUCUUCAGAUACAGUCAUGUCCAGCAGAAUGUAUCUUUCAGGGUUAUCUCUGCCUUUGAGUCAAGCAUGUCCCCCAGAAAAUGCCCUUCGUAGCAGAUUCUAUUGUAUUGAGGGUUUUUUGUUGUGGAUUCAUACCAACUGUUUUAUCUCCCAGCUAUAAUAAUUAAACAUAGACUACUAAAUGUUCUCUUUUUAGAAAUACAGUACAAGUUUCUUAUCUUUAAGAAGAUGAAUUAUUGAAUGUUUGGAAAGGCUGACAUUGAAACACAAACUCUUAAAUGGAUAUUUAUCUGAUUAAAAUUUCAUUUAAUUAAUAUGUAUUUUUCCUCAGCUGACGAGUGCAGUGAGCACUGCGAUAUUUAUCACGGACAUUGCGACGAGGAAGGAGUUUGCAGGUAAGUGUGAGUUGACAUGGGGUGCAGAGAAAGAGUCUUCCAUUGUUGUUGGUGGUGAGGUUUUUCUAGAAUUUAAAACAUGAAUAAAUCUGCAAUAUAAAACGAAUUUCUAAAUCUGUGAGAUAGCCUUCCAAUAAAACACACAGACACACUCCUAGCAUUACAGUAACACACACAGACCCACUCAAACCAUCACAGUAACACAGACACACUCCUUCCAUUACAGUAACACAGACUCACUCCUACCAUCACAGUAACACACACAGACCCACUCAAACCAUCACAGUAACACAGACACACUCCUACCAUCACAGUAACACAGACACACUCCUAGCAUUACAGUAACACACACACUCAUAGCAUUACAGUAACACACACAGACCCACUCAUAUGGUAACACAGACACACUCCUAGCAUUACAGUAACAGACACAGACCCACUCAAACCAUCACAGUAACACAGACACACUCCUUCCAUUACAGUAACACAGACACACUCCUAGCAUUACAGUAACACACACAGACCCACUCAAACCAUCACAGACACACUCCUAGCAUUACAGUAACAGACACAGACCCACUCAUAGCAUUACAGUAACACACACAGACCCACUCCUACCAUCACAGUAACACAGACACACUCAUAGCAUUACAGUAACAGACACACACCCACUCAUACCAUCACAGUAACACAGACACACUCUUUCCAUUACAGUAACACACACAGACACACUCAUACCAUCACAGUAACACACACACACUCAUAGCAUUACAGUAACACACACAGACCCACUCAUAUGGUAACACAGACACACUCCUAGCAUUACAGUAACACACACACAGACACACUCCUAGCAUUACAGUAACACAGACACACUCCUUCCAUUACAGUAACACACACAGACCCACUCAUACCAUCACAGUAACACAGACACACUCCUAGCAUUACAGUAACACACACACUCAUAGCAUUACAGUAACACACACAGACCCACACAUAUGGUAACAGACACACUCCUAGCAUUACAGUAACAGACACAGACCCACUCAAACCAUCACAGUAACACAGACACACUCCUUCCAUUACAGUAACACAGACACACUCCUAGCAUUACAGUAACAGACACAGACCCACUCAUACCAUCACAGUAACACAGACACACUCAUACCAUCACAGUAACACAGACACACUCAUAGCAUCACAGUAACACAGACACCCACCCACUCAUAGCAUUACAGUAACACACACACACACACCCACUCAUAGCAUCACAGUAACACAGACACCCACCCACUCAUAGCAUCACAGUAACACAGACACCCACCCACUCAUAGCAUUACAGUAACACACACACACACACACCCACUCAUAGCAUCACAGUAACACAGACACCCACCCACUCAUAGCAUUACAGUAACACACACACACACACACCCCCACUCAUAGCAUCACAGUAACACAGACACCCACCCACAGCAUUACAGUAACACACACACUCAUAGCAUCACAGUAACACAGACACCCACCCACUCAUAGCAUUACAGUAACACACACACACACACACCCACUCAUAGCAUCACAGUAACACAGACACCCACCCACUCAUAGCAUCACAGUAACACAGACACCCACCCACUCAUAGCAUUACAGUAACACACACACACACCCACCCACUCAUAGCAUUACAGUAACACAGGGCUUGACAAAUUUGCUUGGGAUCAACAACGAAAAUAACAAUUCCUAAAGGAACACUAUAGUCACUAGAACCACUACAGGCUAAUGUAGUGGCUCUGGUGUCUAUAGCCUGUCCCUGCAGGCUUUUCCACGUAAACACUACCUUUCCAGAGAAAAGGCAGCGUUUACAUUGCUGCCUAGUAACAUCUCUAGUGGCAGUCACUCAAACGGCCACUAAAGUGUCUCCUAUCUGCAUGGAGGCGCAGAAUGCUCCCCAAAGAGAUGCAUUGAUUUAAUCUCUAUGAGGAGAUGCUGAUUGGUGCAGCAUUUUACUGUGCAUGCUCAAUAGCUCCCAAUGCUUUCCAUCUCUGACCCCUCCAUUAUCACUCUGGUAUUUGUGUUACUUAUAAUAUUUUUAUUAUAAAUUUUAUCCACUUGUCAUAUUACAACUUUGGAAUAGUGUAUGGGUUUUUAUCCUUUUACCAUAUGUAUAGUAGUGCUUUGAUAUAUAUCAUGAACAUGUAUCCAUGAUUUUGAGUAUUUUAUUUUAAUUAUUAGUAUUUUUUUUAUGUACUUUAAUAUAUGGCUUUCAUGUCUGUGUCAUUUUUUUAUAUUUAUCCCUUUAAGUACCUCUUUUGUAACAUUUUAGUUAUUGGAAUGAUAUGUGUGGAUACGAAUAGAUAAACAUGUAAUGACUAGCACUGAUUGAGUUUUCUAUGUAUUUCCAACUUUUUGCCCUUCUCAAAUAUGGCUGAGAUAACUGCCGCUUUAUUUACAAGCAUAUCCACGAAGACCCCGUGACAUCAUCUCAUAUGGACGCCGGAACAUGCGUCCAUCUACAACACAAAACAGAAGAUUAUGUUGAUAUGUAUACACAACAGACUUGACAUUGCCGGUAUUCAAAGAAUUAUCUUUGCAAUUACAUCUCAAGCGCGGCAUUUGCCGAAUUGGAAUGCAUGCGGUUCCAAAAUGGCGCUGAUGCGUUCCAAGCUGAACCACAUAACAUCACCACAUGUAGUUACGCCGCGUCACUUCCGGUGCGACGCGUGCGUUCCACGAGUGGAAACCGGAUAUUGGACACACCAGGAAGUAACUCUUCAUAAUUGUAUCACCUAUAAUAAAGGACACAUUUAAGGACUUUCCCACACUUCUGAAGAAGCCUGUGAUAGACAAAACGCGUUAAGUGGGACUUUUUUUUAUAGCCACCUUGUUCUUUGUUUUAUUAUAUUGCCAUUAAAUAGUGUAUUUUAAAGAUAUAUACACAUCUAUUUAUUUUGGAUUCAUCUUUUACUUCCUGGUCAUCAUAUCCUCUGGUGGGGAUUAUACCACCUAAGCUGAGUAUACUAGUAUUCUGCUCUAGUAAAUGUGAGUACCACAUUUUUUAUUUUAUUUUCUCUUAUUCUUAUCAGAAUAUAUUGAACUAUUGGAGUUUUCUUUAGUUUUUUUAUACUGCUACUCAUCUGAAAUAUUGGAGACACUUGCUUCCACAUAGAUCCUUAGACGGGGAUUGUCCCGUCCAUGCGAAUUACGGUAGAGCUCAUAGUCAGCUCUAUCAAAUGUGAGUGUAUAUUGCUUUAAUCCACUCCAAAAUUUCAUCUAUUUAUCAAAUCAUAUUGCACUAUUGGGUUUCCUCUGUUUUUAUCUUUGAGGCUGUAUGCAAAUUAUUUGGAAAAAACUUUGUGUAUGUAUAUUAUUUCAUUAUUACUAUCUGGGGCGCGGUUUCUCUUUUUCUUUUGUUUGACUCUUUUUUUCACAAGGCUGGAAAUCCUUGUACUAGUUACCGCUGCCUAUAAAUACUUUAUACUUAAUAUUGGAGUGAGCACCUAUUACAUACUUUUCUAUAUCUAACAAAGGAUCCAAGAUGGCCGACCGCCACGUGGCCGGUAGCCGAACGGCGGCCACCUUGAACAUUAGCUACCGAAAGAUACAAUGUUGCGAUAUUUAAUGGGAGCCACACGACCUCCUGUGUGUGGUCUCCCAUUCGGUAAUUUGUUCGUUUCACGAACCGUGUUGAAAUUCACGGUUUGUGAAACUACUGUAUGAAUGCUUUCAUGUCACCAGAAUAUGAAUGCUCUCGUUCGCAUCAAAUACAGACAGGGAAUACACUCAGCUCAGAUAGCCUUAAAGCCACAACAUCACAUUAAUGAACAUACAGUCUUAAGUGGCUAGUUUUGCCAUAUAUAAUAUAUGUCAUACUGUCAGGAUCACAAGUUGAUCCAGCACACAGAACUGUGUCACACGUAGGACUAAGGAUAAUGUAUAACCGGACCUUAGAAUGGCCGGACUUAACAUAUCCAAGAAUAGUCAAAAUACUUGCCGAGGUCAGGGACACAGAAUCCGACACAACGAUGAGGGAAAGCCAAAAGUCAAGGAUACCAGAAUUCAGGGAAGUCAAAACGAAGCCAAAGUCAAAUACCAGAAAAUCAAGAUCAGGAACGCACUCUCGGAUAACCAUCAGGAUGAAACCAUGACAAAGCUACGAGCAAAAGGAAGAUUGGGUUUAAAUACCCUUCCUGUGGAUCAGAUUCGCCGUAACCAACCUUUGACCCCAAAAGCAAUUACCAAGUUUUCAUGUGCAUGAUUGCUGCUCGGCACAACUUUUCCUGUCAGGACGUUAAUGCUGCUCAGCACAACUUUUCCUGUCAGGACAGUAAAUGCCAUUAACCACAUCUUUAUGUGCGGAUGAAUACAUGACAUUACCCCCACCUGAAGACUGCCCACCGGGCGGGCAGGGCCAGGUUUGAGAGGAAACUUGGUGUGAAAAGAACAAAUUUUACGGCCAGUAUGGAUAUCAGAAGCCGAAACCCAAGAACGGUCAGCAUGCCCAUACUCCCUCCAAUCAACCAAAUACUUUAAGGAACCACAAGAAAACCUGGAAUCAAUGAUGGAGGAGACUUCACACUCCUCCUGUCCAGAAACAACCAAAGGAGGAGGGGGAACAACCGGACUUGUGUACCGAUUGCAAACAAGCGGUUUUCAUCAAGGACACAUGAAAAGUAUUAGGUAUACGUAAGGACGCUGGAAGGGCCAGAGAAUAAGAAACAGGGUUGAUUCUCCUAACCACACGAAAAGGACCAAGGAACCUUGGAGCAAACUUCAUGCUGGGAACCUUCAACCUGAUGUUGCGUGAGGAUAACCAAACCCGAUCACCAACCUGGUAAACUGGAUUGGCCCUCUGCCGUUUAUCCGCAUGAAACUUAAAGCGAGCAGAGUGAACCUUAGUCCAGGUAUCACGAAUAGAGGUAAGGUGAUCAUCCAGAGUAGGGAUAGCCGUAUCAGAAAACACAGCAGGGAGAACAGCAGGAUGACGACCCGUAUUGACAAAAAAACUGACUAUGCCUAAAUGAGUCAUGGGUAGCGUUAAUCCUUGCAAAUUCAGCACAGGGCAAUAAUUCAGCCCAGUUAGACUGUGUACUAUUCACAAAGCAACGUAAAUACAACUCAAGUCAUUGGUUAGCUUUUUCAGUCGUACCAUUAGUUUGGGGAUGUAAGCAGAGCAAAAUGAAAAUUCAAUGCCCAACUGUUUAUUGAAUGCCCUCCAGAACUGUGACACAAAUUGGGAACCCCUGUCAGACAAUAUUUUGAGGAAUACCAUGUAGCCUGACAAUAUCGCGUAUAAAUAUGUGCACUAGGUCCUGAGACUAUGGCAAUUUUUUAAGUGGAGUAAAGUGUGCCUUUUUGGAAAACCAGUCAACUACGAAGAGGAUGGUUGUAUACCCAUUGGAACUAGGCAGUUCAACAAUGAAAUCCAUCGAUAAAUGAGACCAUGGGAUACUGGGUAUAGGAAGUGGCUGUAACAAUCCACACAGAAGUUUAUGAAGAAGUUCAAAACUGCACAGACAGAGGAGGCUUCUACAUAAUCAUAUCCCUCCUGAGUGACUCCCACCAAAAUGACCUGGAAAUGGCGGGUACAGUUUUAUUAAUACCCAGAUGGAUGCCCAGCAGUCACAUUGUCACACCUUCAGCAUCUCUUGCCUGUCAGGCAAUGGAAUAAACAAUUUAUCUUGAGGUUUGUUGCAAGGUGCCUGGGGCUGAGCCGCGAUGAUAGCUCAGAGCAAAGGGGACGUCAGCUUUAACAUUCUUAGAACCGGGUCUGUAGGUGAUAAUGAAUUUAAAGCGAGACAAUUGUCAUCCCCAAUAUUUACGCCAGGUUCUUGUGAUCAGUAAUAAAUCAGAAUGGGAUCCUUGGAACCCUCCAAAAGAUGUCGCCAUUCCUUAAGCGCUAGUAUGAUGGCUAACAGUUCUCUAUUACCAAUGUGACAGUUACGCUCGGCAGGAGACAACAUUCUGGAAAAGUAACCACAAGGAUGCAAAGCGGCAUCCUGACUCUCUCUCUGAGAAAGAACAGCCCAGACCCCUGUCUCAGAGGCAUCAGCCUCAAGUAGGAAAGAUUUACUAGUGUCAUUAUGUCUUAAUAUAUGUCAGCAGAUACGAACAUUUGUUUAAGAAGCUCAAAAGUCUCUUUAGCCCCCUUGCGUGUCAUAUUGGUGAUGGGGGCUAUUACCGAAGAGAAACCUUUAAUGAAUCUCCUAUAAUAGUUAGAGAAACCAAUAAACCUCUCUAUGGCUUUUAACCCAUUGGGUAACGGCCAGUGUAGAACGGCCUCUAGUUUGCGAAGAUCCAUUUGGAAACCAGAGGCAGAAAUAUUAUACCCCAAAAACUGAACCUUAUGCUGAUCAAAUAUGUAUUUCUCAAGUUUACAAUAAAGUCCAUUAUCAAGGAAUGUUUGUAAUACUUGUUUAACAUGUUCAUGAUGAGUCUGGAGGUCUGGGGAAUAAAUAAGGAUAUCAUCCAGGUAAACUAGAACAAAUGAAUAGAUAUAGUUCCUGAGUAAAUCGUUAAUAAGAUCCUGAAACACAGCCAGAGCAUUGCAUAAUCCGAAGGGCAUGAAAAGGGACUCAUAGUGCCCAAUCCUAGUAUUAAAUGCCGUCUUCCAUUCGUGAUCCUGGCUAAUACUCACCAAAUUGUAUGCACUCCUAAGGUCAAGUUUGGUAAAGAUCUUAGCACCCUGGAAUCUAUCGAACAAGUCUGAUAUAAGGAGAAUGGGAUAGGCAUUUCUGAUAGUAAUCUUGUUUAAUGCCCUGUAGUCAAUGCAAGGAUGUAACUCUCCCUCUUUUUUAGCUACAAAAAAGAACCCUGCUCCAGCAGGCGAGGAUAAUUUACAUAUAUGGCCUUUUCUUAACGAUUCUUUGAUGUACUCAUCCAUGAUCUUACCUUCUUGUGGGGAUAGGGCAUAUACUGCUCCUUUAGGAGGCAUAGCCCCGGGCAACAGAUCAAUGGAGCAAUCGUAUGACCUGUGUAGAGGAAGAACAUCAGUCUGGCUUUUAUUAAAUGCCUCCCUAACCUCCCAAUACUGUACGGGAAUUUCGGGGGUCAGAGACAUAGCAGCGGAUAAAGCAACAAUGCCCACUUUGGUAAUGUGAAACAUGCAGUUUUUCCUGACUUAUCUUUACCCCAUUCCAGUAUUUCCCCUUUAGUCUAGUCAAUAUGAGUGUUAUGCUUGAUGAGCCAAGGGAACCCUAAUACGAUGGGACAAGAAGGAAAAGCGAUCAGGAAAGGAACGUCUUCCUUAUGCAAAGCUCCUAUCGUAAUGCAAAUAGGCAAGGUCUCAUGGGUAGUCAAUGGUUGAGAUAGGGGCCUCCCAUCCAUAGCCUCAACGGCUACAGGUAAAGAUCUCUCCUGGACUGGUAUAGUGUGUUUCUUAACAAAAUAUAAAUCAAGUUACCAGCUGUCCUUUUUUGCCACAAUAUAAGCAAAGACCCUCUUUUCUCCCAUACUGUUUCUCUGCCUCAGACAGUCCAGUAACCCCUAACUGCAUAGGUUCGGGUUCAGACACCGUCGGAAGGCCAUAGACAACAGGUUUGGAGAAUCGAGGUGCUAGUGACAUCGUCAAACGUCUAGUUCUGUUUCUAGCAAUUUCCCUGGUCCUGAGUCUAUUAUCGAUCUGCAUCACAUAAGUAAAAAAGUCAUUUAACCCCUUAGGUAGGUGUUUGGCAGCAAUUUCGUCAAGAAUAUUCUCGGAUAAUCCUUAUUUAAAAGCAGCGAUUAAUCCGUUGUUAGUCCAGUCUACCUGUGAUGCCAAAGUAAGAAAUUCUAUGGCAUUAUCGGAGAUAGACAGGUUCCCUUGAUAUGCAGUAAGGCAGGGGAGGCGUCUUCCUCCCUGCCUAAUGGUUCAAACGUCAGUCUGAAUUCCGCCAGGAAUUCCUGGUAACAAUGAGCGAUACUCCUAUUACUUUCCCACAAUGGAUUAGCCCAAGUUAUGGCCUUACCUUUAAGUUAGUUCAUCAGAUACCCAAUCUUAGAUCUAUCUGAAGGAAAUGAACCAGGUGAGGCCUCAAAGUGCUACUCAAUCUGACUGAGAAAUCCCCUACAUUACCAGAAAAAUGCGGGGGAGGAGAUAAGGUGGAGGUACAUUAGGCAGCGGUGACAUAAUUGGAGAAGCCUCAGGUUGUAAAUGAGCCGUCCUAGUAAGGAGCAUGCUAAAAAAAUCCAUACGGUGAUCAUUCUCCUCUAGUUUUCUCUCACAAGCUGCUAUGUGCUGACACAAUUCUGCAGGAUCUAUGGCCAUGUCGUAAUGUCAGGAUUCCAAGUUGAUCCAGCACGCAGUACUGUGUCACACCUAGGACUAAGGAUAACGUAUAACCAGACCUUAGAAUGGCCGGACUUAACGUCUCCAAGAAUAGUCAAAAUACUUGCCGAGGUCAGGGACACAGAAUCCGACACAACGAUGAGGGAAAGCCAAACGGCAAGGAUCCAGAAUUCAGGGAAGUCAAAACUAAGCCAAAGUCAAAUACCAGAAAAUCAAGAUCAGGAACGCACUCUCGGAUAACCAUCAGGAUGAAACCACGACAGGGCAAUGAGCAAAAGGAAAAUUUGGUUUAGAUAUCCCUCCUGUGGAUCUGAUUGGCCAUGACCGGUCUUUGACCCCAAAAGUAAUUACCAGGUUUCCAUGUGCACGAGUGCUGCUCGGCACAACUUUUCCUGUCAGGACGGUAAAUGCCAUUAACCACAUUUUUAUGUGCGGAUGAUUAUGUGACACAUACUAAGUGUAUUUUUUUAUUAAUAUAUAUAUAUAUAUAUAUAUAUAUAUAUAUAUAUAUAUAUAUAUAUAUAUAUAUAUAUAUAUAUAAAAUACACACGUAUGUAUAUAAUAUAUAUGAUAAUCUAUAUAAUAAAAAAUAAACUAAAAAUAAACUAAAAAUAAUUUUAAAAAAUUAUAUAAAUGUAAUUUUAUUCUAACUAUUUUAAUAUUAAUAUAGGAAAGAAGAGGAGUGCACUCUGGAGACUGUAGUAGUAAAGUAGAAAUGCUUUUAUUUAGCACAAAUAAACAUAAACGUUUCAGUCCUUCUGGACUUUUCUCAAGACGAAAAGGAGGACUGAAACAUUGUUUAUUUGUGCUAAAUAAAAGCAUUUCUACUUUACUGCUACAGUCUCCAGAGUGCACUCCUCUUCUUUCCUAUACUAUGGCUGGAGUUGGCACCGGAGCAUCAUUAAAGACCGGAACUGGAGUGCUGGGAUCGUGGAAAUAUAUUUAUAUCAAAAUACACUUAGAAUGAUAUCUCUCUCUCUCUCUCUCUCUCCCCCUCUCCCCUUAACGUACCAGGUAUGUCCGAAAAAAAAACAAAACACCAGUUGUUAAGGACCGCGAACGUACCUAGUACGACCAUGGCAAAUAGGAGCCCUGAACUUACCUGGACCGGCGAUCCACGGCGAUCACAGUCGGGGUGACUGCCGGAGACCCCAGCAGUCCCCCUGCAGCAGCUCCGGUCAACCGGCCCUCCAGGGCCAUAUGAUCACAUCACUGCAAUAAGAGAUGUCAGACAGUCCCCCAGGCUGCUAAAAAGUAAAAUAAAUUAAAUAUAUUAUAUAUGUAUAAUAUUAUAAAAUAAUUAAAGCUAUUUAUAAUAUAUAUUAUACAUAUAUAAUGCAUAUAGUGGAAAAUGUAUCCAUACUUACCGUAAUUUUCUUUUCCUGGCUAUUAUUCAUGGCAGCAUAUACACAUGGGUUAGCUCCUCUCCUUACAGCCGAUAGGACAGGAUUUAAAACAAACCUUUAAAAGGCCUAGGUCCCUCAGUCAGUUACAAGCUCCCACAGAAGAAGCAAAACCAACACUGGGUGGGUAGUGUAUGCUGCCAUGAAUAAUAGCCAGGAAAAGAAAAUUACGGUAAGUAUGAAUACAUUUUCCACUUUUCUGGCUAAUCAUGGCAGCAUAUACACAUGGGGAAUACCCAAGCUUACAAAGGGAGGGACAGAAACAUACAUAACUGGCAAUCAAAUAAUCAGAACAAUUCAACAUAGAUUCUAAGAUUAACUGCGUUAAGGACGUGACGUCCAAAUUGUGCCUCAUUGAUUGCUUCAUUGUCCAAUAUGUAAUGCAGGACAAACUAGUCCAAAGAGGUCAAAAUGCCAACUUUACAAAGUUUCAGCAGAGACCAUUGCCAUGGAAGCCCACGAUGCUGCAACUGCACUAGUGGAGAGUGCCCCGAAAUCCUUUGGUACAGGUAGAGAAUGGCGUUGAAAAGCUCUCACUUUAGGCAGGAUCUAUGGUGCUAAAUGCAAGACAACCAUAACCUGUUUAAGUUCAGUGAAUGGAGGUACACAGGAUCAAGCCUGGAGUUCACACAUUCACCUUGCUGAGGUACGAGCCACAAGCAACAGCACUAUCUGUGCUAACAUCAUGGAAGCUCCUGCUAGAGGUUCGAAUGAUGGUUUAGUCAGAGCCUGUAAGACCAGUGGUAGAUCACAAAUGGAGUUCAACACCCUCAGUGAAGGCUUGCGUUUAAUUACUGCUUACAUGAAGCAAAGCACCAGAGGCUCCAAUACUUAAUGGGUAUCCUGCAGUACAAGUAGAGAGUGACAUUGCUAAGCAUUCACUUUAGGCAGGAUUCUGAUGCUAAAUGGAAGACAACUAUAUCUGGUUGAAAAUUAGUGAAUGGAGGUACAAAGGAGUUCACAUUCACACACAUUCACCUUGCCGAGGUACCAGCCACCAGCAACAGCACAUUCUGUGCUGACACCAUAGAAGCUCCUGCUAGAGGUUCGAAUGGUGGUUUAGUCAGUGCCUGUAAGACCAGAGGUAGGUCACAUAUGGACUUCAACACCCUCAGUGCAGGCUUGAAUUUAAUUGCUUCUUCCAUGAUUGCUUCUUACAUGAAGCAAAGCAUUGGGGUUCCAAUGCUUAAUGGGUCCCCAUGCAUUUGUAAAGUGCCAAUCUGUGCUCUUCUACAGUGUUAUAAUUCAGAACAUAUCAAGGUCUAGAGACACCAGCCUCAACACCAGAGCUUAAGGAUCUUGGUGUGUCAAGGGACCCUGUAAUAGGUCUGGACGUACUGGAAUAACCCUUGGAGGUACCAGAUUCUUCUUACUCAUUAUAGGAGUUUAGAGUCUUUGUGGCCUUCCACCGUCUCCUUUGAAUUUCCUUUAGGAACAUUGAAGACAGGAAAUAUAAAAAUAUGGAAAAAUAUGGAAAUAUGUACAUCAGACUGAAAUUACAAAUUUGAGUGAGCAUAUCCUGACCUUGAACAUUCUUGUCCUAAAAAUGAAAAAAUAAAAAAAAUAAAAAUCUUCUGGAUCUGGUAGUUUCGAGAAGUGGCCAUCAGAUCUACAUAGGGUAUCAGCCAAAUCCGAGCUAUCCCUCUGUGCGCCUGCCUUCUGUGUGCCUGAGGCUCCCAGUAGUAGAUCAUCCAGAUAAUGGAAUCAGGUGGUGUUCUGGACUCUCAAUAUCACUAUAAGCACACCUCAGGUUCUUGAGGCUGCAGUGAGGCCAAAUGGUAGGGCACAAAUUGGAAGUUCUCUUCUGAGAUAAUGCUGAAGAUCUAGGCCGACUGGAAUGGUAGUAAGCAUCCUUGAGAUAGAGAUAAGGAACUUGUCCUUCCAAAUAGCUGGGGAUAUGGAUCUGAUUUACUCCAUCCCGAAUGCUCUGUCAUUUAGCCUAUUGUUGGCCCUUGUUAGGUCCAGUAUAGACUUCCAUGUGCCUUUACUUUUAGCAUCAGAAGAGAGGCGCACAUUGUCCCAGGAACCACUCUUGUUAAGGGACCUAAGAAUCUUCUUGGGCCAGAAGGUUUCAUACAUACUCCUUUGGUGCUAUACCUUUGAGUCAUCUGUCUGAAUUCUCUUGUUGGUAUAAAGACUCCUGUGUCUGAAGAAAAAACUCCAGUCUAUAUCCAUCUGGACUAUAGAUACCACCCAAGUCUCUAGAAUGUGACGAGCCCAGGUAUGAGGACAGACACAAGUUCAUUGCUGAAGAGCAAAAUGACUGCUUUAUAGCUCUAUUAGAACCUUGAAAGGCAGGUUACCAACUGCCACGUGUUACCCCUGGAGUCUACCCUGCAGGGUCAGUAAUGUAUCUCAGAAAUACUGGUCACUGGAGGUUCGAAUGUCUGACCCUGAGGAGCCAGAUUCUUGGAUCUUCAGUCCUGGGGUACAAAUACCUGGCUGCCCUCAGCUGCCUUUUAAUGAAUUCAUCAAAAGCUUUCCCAACUUCUGUAGAUAAAGCCAUUUGUUCUAGAGAAUAUCCUAGUUACAUCUAAGGAAGCUUCUGUGAAGAAGUCACUAGUAACCUGAAGACUCCAGACUGCAUUUUCAAUCUUGGCUGUUAAUAGCUCUAUCCACAGUACCAUUGGAUCUUUAAACAUUCUUUUCAUGGUUCUAGAAACAGCAGUAAAAACUACAGCUGGAUGACAACAUGCAUCUGCAGGCGUAUAAAUUUGGAUAGGUCUGCGUCCACUUUUGAUCCAUAGGCUUGCGUAAAAGCCGAGUUGUCAAGCGGUAGCAUCGUCCCACCUGCCAUGUGGCUGCGCUGGUAUAGGUGAUGCUGAAGCAGCUACCUUAUGGAGACAGUCAGAGCAGAACGGGUUUUCUUACACUGCUUUCGUAUCGGAACCAAAUCAUGGUGUAGAUUCAGAAAAUACCGUGAAACUUUCCUUUGUAAGCUAUGCCAACAUGUCCUGUCAGAGCAGAACGGGUUUUCUUACACUGCUUUCGUAUCGGAACCAAAUCAUGGUGUAGAUUCAGAAAAUACCGUGAAACUUUCCUUUGUAAGCUAUGCCAACAUGUCCUGUGGCUGCACAGCUAUAGGUGAAGCUGAAGUGAUUACCUUCUGAAGACAGGCAAUGCACAACAGUCUUCCUACCACUAAAUUCCCAUGACAAUCAGAACACGGUGUAGAUUCUGACAUAGAAUGAACAAAUAAAAUAUUACAUGUGGCGAAGUAUAAAAGUACAAAAAGGCACUGUCAAAUUCUAUAACCAUAAAAACAGUCAAACAGAUUAACCUGGCUGAAACAGCACUUACUCCUGUCUGAAAAUACGUUCAAAUACUUUCCAAAUAAGUUUGGGAUGUAUACAGUAAAUUUCCCUCCAUUUUAGGUACUUACUGGCAAUUGCCCUAAUCCAAGAUGGCUGCCACAAUCUGUAUUCCCAUAAUGCAAGUCAUCGGUAUUUGGCCUUUAAGGCACAAACUGCACAUGCGCAGGCAUUUGCUGGCUAGAGACCGGGGAGAGAGCUCGGUCUGCAGCAUACAUAGCCCCUGAACACCCGGGGAACCGGGAAUAAAUCUCCGGCACCGAGGGGAGGCAUAAAGUAAAAGUGCUUGCAAGGUUAUAAAUAGGCAACAAGGUGCAAAAAACAACCAAAGUUAAAAGGCAUCUUAGUAAAAAAAAGCAUAAGGCAGUAAAGGCACAGCAGCACAUUGCACCCCAGUUUAAAGACCUCGCAGCAUAAGGCACAGCAGCACAUUGCACCCCAGUUUAAAGACCUCGCAGCAUAAGGCACAGCAGCACAUUGCACCCCAGUUUAAAGACCUCGCAGCAUAAGGCACAGCAGCACAUUGCACCCCAGUUUAAAGACCUCGCAGCAUAAGGCACAGAAACAUAGAAACAUAGAAUGUGACGGCAGAUAAGAACCAUUCGACCCAUCUAGUCUGCCCAAUUUUCUAAAUACUUUCAUUAGUCCCUAGCCUUAUAUUAUAGUUAGGAUAGCCUUAUGCCUAUCCCACGCAUGCUUAAACUCCUUUACUGUGUUAACCUCUACCACUUCAGCUGGAAGGCUAUUCCAUGCAUCCACUACCCUCUCAGUAAAGUAAUACUUCCUGAUAUUAUUUUUAAACCUUGUCCCUCUAAUUUAAGACUAUGUCCUCUUGUUGUGGUAGUUUUUCUUCUUUUAAAUAUAGUCUCCUCCUUUACUGUGUUGAUUCCCUUUUAUAUAUUUAAAUGUUUCUAUCAUAUCCCCCCUGUCUCGUCUUUCCUCCAAGCUAUACAUGUUAAGAUCCUUUAACCUUUCCUGGUAAGUUUUAUCCCGCAAUCCAUGAACCAGUUUAGUAGCCCUUCUCUGAACCCUCUCUAAGGUAUCACAGCAGCACAUUGCACCCCAGUUUAAAGACCUCGCAGCAUAAGGCACAGCAGCACAUUGCACCCCAGUUUAAAAAGCUCGCAGCAUACGGCACAGCAGCACAUUGCACCCCAGUUUAAAAAGCUCGCAGCAUAAGGCACAGCAGCACAUUGCACCCCAGUUUAAAAAGCUCGCAGCAUACGGCACAGCAGCACAUUGCACCCCAGUUUAAAAAGCUCGCAGCAUAAGGCACAGCAGCACAUUGCACCCCAGUUUAAAAAGCUCGCAGCAUAAGGCACAGCAGCACAUUGCACCCCAGUUUAAAAAGCUCGCAGCAUAAGGCACAGCAGCACAUUGCACCCCAGUUUAAAAAGCUCGCAGCAUAAGGCACAGCAGCACAUUGCACCCCAGUUUAAAAAGCUCGCAGCAUAAGGCACAGCAGCACAUUGCACCCCAGUUUAAAAAGCUCGCAGCAUAAGGCACAGCAGCACAUUGCACCCCAGUUUAAAAAGCUCGCAGCAUAAGGCACAGCAGCACAUUGCACCCCAGUUUAAAGAGCUCGCAGCAUAAGGCACAGCAGCACAUUGCACCCCAGUUUAAAAAGCUCGCAGCAUAAGGCACAGCAGCACAUUGCACCCCAGUUUAAAGAGCUCGCAGCAUAAGGCACAGCAGCACAUUGCACCCCAGUUUAAAGAGCUCGCAGCAUACGGCACAGCAGCACAUUGCACCCCAGUUUAAAAAGCUCGCAGCAUUAAGCACAGCAGCACAUUGCACCCCAGUUUAAAGAGCUCACAGCAGCACAUUUCACCCCAGUUUAAAGGAAUCAGAGUGUAAAAGUACCACAGUAUAAAGGCAUACAGGCACCAUAGCAAAAACAAAUAAAGAGAAAAAAAACCUAAAUGUAAGCUGACUAAAGGGAGCAAAAAUGCUCACAUACUAAGUGCUGUAGGACAGGAAAAAGACUGAGGGACCUAGGCAGGGAUACGCCUUAUAAAGCCUGUGCUACCGGCAGUAAGGGGAGGACCUAACCCAUGUGUAUAUGCUGCCAUGAAUAACAGCCAGGAAAUAUGAUUUCACUAUAAGCGUACUCUGAGAUAUAUACACACACAGUAUAUCAAACAAUACACUUAGAAUGAAAUCAUAUAUAUGCAUUAUAUAUGUAUGAUAUAUUAUAAAAUGCUUUAAUUAGAAUAUAUUAUACAUAUAUAGGAAAUACAAGUGUGUGUAUAUUUAUAUAUAUAUGUAUUGUGAGAGAAAAUGUGGUCUGGCAGUUGAUGGCGUAUACAUUAGGCCUGAGGUUUGAGAGGUAAAUGUCCCUGGGAGAGAUGUUGGGUUUGCAAGAUGCAUCACUGGUACUCUGCAAACCCCGGUAAGGGUCCCUGGGGCGGAGAACCUGGAGAGCAGGGUGGGCCAGUGCUCCAAUAGCACCAGCUGCUAAGUAACAGUCGGACCAGAACUUUUAUUUUACUUCAUAGUUUCACUUAUGUCUAAUUGCACCUCACCUGUAUCUGAUCAAGUAGCUAGCAGGCUUUUAAAAAGAAGGGAUCAGCAUGCUGCAGGGUGAGGGAGAAAGAGCCAGAGGAAUGGUGUGUUGCAGGUAUACUUUUUGUAAAUUGGCAAGUGGGAAAGCCACCCAAUUCCAGAUAGGGAUUUGCUGUGUAUAGUAAGUGCUCAACAGGAGCAAGGAAUUUUGUUUUGUUUAUUUUUCAUUUUUGAAACACCUGUAUAUAUAUUUCAUCUAAUAAAUCUGAAAACUGAGCUGGACGUGUCCUGGACUUUCAUUACCAUAGAAGGCUGUGGGUACAAGAUCUGUGACAAAAUCCUACCUGGAAAAGAGGUGGUGUGUUACAAUAUAUAUACAUACGUGCACACGUAUUAUAUGUGUGUGUGCAUAUAUUGGAAGGCUUGGGCUAAAGUUGUGGGAGGGGCUACGGGCCUUUAAAAAGGACUCCCCCUCCUCCCUCUUCCCUACAUUACGUGAUUGGUCCAGAUGUACUGCUGUUCGUAUCAUCACUUCCGGGUAACCAGCGUGAGAGCAGGAUCGCGGCACUGAGGUCCUCCUGAUCACCUUCGGUCUAGCUCGUCCUGCCAGUACAGAACGCCUAGCUGCUCCACAAAACGUCUUUUUCCGGAGCAAAACAGUGAGUGUACACACGGGUACAGCAGUACACCGUCUGUAUCAACACUAGGGAACCCACCGACUCUCCAGGAUCCCCGGCACCGAGGCUAAUAAGUAAUCCCCACGCAUACUAGAGACCCAUCCACAAACUCACCAGGGGUCACGGAGGUUAGUGGGAUCCCCGGUGGGAAUUGCCACAUACCGGCUUCGCCCAGCACCUUCCUAGUUGAAUGCCGCAUUCGGCACGUUUUAAUAAUGAGAGGUACAGGAUUUGGUUUCUGGCUGUCGGCCACUUGGAAACUGUGUUAGGCUCCCUCCACAAACACCUGCGGUCUAUCUCAGUCUGUUAAGAGCUAUCUCAUACACAAUCUGCCUGCCUCUUUCCGCCAGGCUGGCAGAGGGUCAAGAAUGCUCACUCUCAUAACUCUUAGCCACCACAAGACCACAUAGAGUGAUGCAUACUAAAUCCUGAGACAGGGAGAGGCACAACGGUCCAAACAUAUGGAUAUAUACAGAUAUGUGAUAUAUAUAUAUAUAUAUAUAUAUAUGUGUUAUGAAUUACUGAAUAUUUAUUAGUGAAUACAUUAUAAAGCAAGCUAAGACAUUGCUAUUGAUAAUUCCUAGAUUUUACUAUUUACAUGAUGUAAAGUCAUGAUUUUAUUAAAGACACGGAGGUGAGUAUUAUGCAUAUCUCUUUCUUUAUUACUCUCAGCAGCAAAGAUAGAGAUGAAUAAAUAACUGAAAUUGAACAAAAAACUGUAUAGUACACAAGCAACCAAUCACCUAACACAGGAAGUGACCAUAAAAGGUUUGUGACUCCCAAGAUCCCCCUCUUUCUUGCGGAGAAUGAAGACCAUUAGAUAGGAACUAAAUUCAGCUAACGUAGCCAACAGCAAAACCAACACGGAAACACGUAAUUUCAAGCUAUAAAGGGGACAGAGAAAAAAUCUGGUAAUUUCUGAACUCCAACCGUAAUGUGCAUAAUAACAUAUUGGCAACAUCAAUGCACGUAAUCCAUACUAACAUCACUGAAUAAACAUAUCAGACAUUAAUGAUAACCUGUGAUUUACCAAAAUACACCUGUCAGACAUAUAAUUAUUAUUAUGAUAUUUCUAGAGCGCCGUCAAAUUCCGCAGCGCUUUACAAUGGGUGGACGAACAGACAUGUAGUUGUAACCAGACAAGUUGGACACACAGUAACAGAGGGAUUGAGGGUCCUGCUCAAUGAGCUUACAUGUUAGAGGGAGUGGGGUAAAAUGACACAAAAAGGUAAGGAUAGUAUUAGACUAGUGACAGUUGCAGAAGAGGAAUCAGUCAGGAGCUAUUAACAGUUUAAUGAUACGCUUUUAUUAAGAAGUGGGUUUUUAAAGAUUUUUUGAAGGAGUGGAGACUGGGUGAGCAUCUAACGGAGGAGGGAAGCGAGUUCCACAGGAACGGUACAGCCCUUGAGAAAUCUUGAAGGCGAGUACGGACAGAAGAUAGACAUACGUCUUCAGCAGAUCGUAAGGGCCUAGACGGGACAUACUUGUGUAUAAGGGAGGAUAGAUAGGUGGGAGCAGCAUUAUGUAGAGAUUUGAAAGCAAGAACCAGAAUUUUAAAUUGAGCUCUAUAUUUUAUAGGAAGCCAAUGUAGGGAUUGACAGAAGGGUGAGGCAUGGGAGGUGCGUGCGGACAGGAAGAUGAGCCUCGCCGCCGCAUUCAUUAUGGACUGUAAUGGCGCUAGCUGGGAGCACGUAAGACCACUGAGAAGCGGAUUACAGUAGUCAAGGCGAGAAAGGACAGUGGAAUGGACCAACACCUUAGUCGCAUCUGGCGUUAAGUAGGGGCGGAUGCGCGCAAUGUUUUUUAGAUGGAAAUGACAGGAUUUGGCAAUAGAUUGAACAUGAGGCUUGAAGGAGAGGUCGGAGUCAAAGAGAACACCUAGGCAGCGAGCCUGCGUAGUGGAGCUGAUGGUAGCACCGUUGACUUGGAGGGAGACAGACACAGGAGUAACAACACUUAAGGGAGACCAGAAUUUCAGUUUUGGUCAAGUUUAAUUUAAGGAAGUGGGCAGCCAUCCAGUUAGAAACAGCAGAGAGGCAGUCAGAGACACUAGUCAAGAGGGACGGGGAGAGAUCAGAAGAGGACAGGUAGAUUUGCAUGUCAUCUGCAUAGAAAUGAUAUUGGAAACUAAAGGAGCUAAUGAGUUUACCAAGGGAGGCAGUAUAGAUGGAGAACAGUAGGGGACCAAGGACUGAACCGUAGGGGACACCAACAGAGAGGAGUUGGGGAGAAGAAGCAGAGCCAGAGAAAGAAAGACUGAAAGAGCGCUGGGAGAGGUAGGAGGAGCACCAGGAGGAGUAGACCGAUAUUGCGGAGGAUGAGAAGAAGCUGUUGAUGAUCAACAGUGUCAAAAGCCGCAGACAGGUCAAGGAGAAUUAGGAUAGAGUAGUGACCACGAGAUUUUGCAGCGAGUAAUAAUAAAACAUAUGAAAUCUCCAAGGAGAAUACUUACCGACCUUCAGGGCCGGACUGGCCCACCGGGAUACCGGGUAUUUUCCUGGGGCCAGACAGACAGCUGGCUGACCUGCGGGCCAUCGGGGAGCUGGCUGUUCCGGCGGCCGCAGAGAGUAACUGGCUGUUCCGGCAGCCGCAGGGGGGAGCUGUCUGUGCUGGCUCUGCCUCCCUGCCCUUGCGCGCUACAUAAUGAGACCGGGGCCGGAAUAUCCGGUCUCAUUAAGCAGCACACUGGGGAGCAGAGCCAGCACAGCCAGCUCCCCCGUGUAGCCGCCGGAACAGCCAGGAGCCAGCUCCCCCGUGUAGCCGCCGGAACAGCCAGGAGCCAGCUCCCCCAUGCGGCCGCCAGCACAACUGACCCAGCUGUCUGCCCUGCAUGCCGGUUGCCCACAGGUAGCUAUGGUGUGUGUCUGUCAUGGUGUGUGUAUGUCUGUCGGUCAUGGUGUGUGUGUCUGUCUGUCAUGGUGUAUGUCUGUCUGUCAUGGUGUGUGUCUGUCUGUCAAGGUGUGUGUGUCUCUCAUGCUGUGUGUGUGUGUGUCUAUCAAGACGUGUGUGUCUGUCAUGGUAUGUGUGUGUCUUCAAGGUGUGUGUGUGUGUGUGUGUCUGUCAUGGUGUGUUUGUGUCUGUCAUGGUGUGUGUGUGUCUGUCAUCUGUCAUGGUAUAUGUGUGUGUCUGUGUGUGUUUACUCACCUUUUUUUUUCCCCACGCCGUGCUGCAGGGCUGGCAUAGAUCUUUUCCAGGACUGCUUUGUAUCCCCAGUCCGGCCCUACCGACCUUCUACAUAUCCUACACAUGCAACCAUACCCACAACCGGGAGGGUGGGCGGGAAUAAUACUCGCCUCCGUGUCUUUAAUAAAAUCAUGACUUUAUGUCAUGACUUUACAUCAUGUAAAUAGUAAAAUCUGGGAAUUUUAUUAAAGACACGGAGGCUCCUAUUAUGCAAGUUCAAAGCUGAGCCACUAUUUGAGAUGCAAUGUGAUCAAUCGACCUGAAAUAGAAAUCACGGAAGGUCGAUUCCUGUGACCAGUCAGCAGCCUGCAGGAUAUCCUCCAAACGACAACAAACCACUGAGGCAUUAGAUGCCAUGGCCCCAUGGACCGAGUGGGGCGUAAAGAUUGAUGUGUCAAUCCCAGCCGACGUCAGUAGUUCUCGCACCCAACGUGCCAACGUAGGAUUUGAUACCGGCAGGUGGGGAGCGCAAAAGGAAAUGAACAGAAGAUACAAGUCCGGAGAACGUAACGGCCGAGUAACUUCCAGAUACGUCUUGAGACACUCCACCCAGGGCCGGAUUAAGAGCACAGUGGGCCUGGUGCUGACAAUUAUGAUGGGCCUAAUUACAAAAUCUUAUCGACCAAAAACACUAAGACAAUCAUACCUCCCAAGCGUCAUGUAUCUGAUGGAGAUGGUGCUGGAGGGAAACUCAUAGGAUGCAGCUAUAAGAAAACACAUACUCUAUGCUAAUUUCUCUCUAAUUUAUGCUUUCAUCUUUCAAGUAAAUCCAUAACCCCUAACAGCAGUGUCCAGUGAAGCAGGAAGUCAAUGGGCGGGAUAAAAGGGUGGGCCACUGGCGCGAAUCACGUGACAAGACCUGCAAAAAGGGGUGAACAUGCCCAAAAAGCGGGCAUGUUUGUCCAAAGAAUUGGAAGGUCUGCCUGCCAAUCCUGCAGGCUGUCCAACUAAGGGCAUACUAUGCAGGCAGCACCUUGAGCUUGACAUAAAUGUGUCUAAUGAUGCGCUCACUCCAUUCUUUCUAAGGACUGUCCCCUAGCACUCGCUGGUCCAAUUGUCUCCUUACCUUCUUACUAGCAGGCAGAAGUUCCUGGUAUAUAGUCUGGGACAGAGAAAAGGUGUCUGUAGUGAGUGUAGAAGAAUGGGGACAUGCCACAGUGUUAGAGAGACCAACGUCUGCAUUACCUAAACUAGCCAGUGCACACAAGUUUUGUUCCCAUACAUCCCUCUUAAGCUUCCAAACUUAAAGGGACACUAUAGUCACCAGAACAACUACAGCUUAUUGUAUUUGUUCUGGUAAGUAGAAUCAUUCCAUUCAGGCUUUUUGCAGUAAACACUGUCUUUUCAGAGAAAAUAACUCCACUGGCCGCUCCUUAGAUGGCUGCUAGAGGUGCUUCCUGGGGCAGUACUGCCUAGUGUGCAGCACUGCCAUUCAGUGUCUCCACCCUCUGCAUGCAGACACUGAACUUUCCUCAUAGAGAUGCAUUGAUUCAAUUUAUCUUUAUGAGGAGAUGCUGAUUGGCCAGGGCUAUGUUGGACUUGUGCUGGCUCUGCCCCUGAUCUGCCUAGUUGACAGUCUCAGCCAAUCCUAUGGGGAAGUAUUGUAAUUUGCUCAGCCACCACUUCUGAGCCAGCAGCUGCAUAAUUGAAUACAAGUAAUAUUUUACUAUAUUUAGGGAGGGAAGAAGGGGCCAGGGUGGUGGUUUAAACAUAAUAGGGUCAGAAAUACAUGAUUGUGUUCCUGACCCUAUAGUGCUCCUUUAAGCAAGAGUAUGUGAAGAGUAGUUAGGGUUGCCACCUUUCUUGGAAAAAAAAUACCAGCCUUAAUCAUUUGUAUAAUUAAUUAGUUAUGCGUGACAUCACAUGAUGUAAAUCACAAGGAGUGACAUCAGAGAAUAUUCUGUAAAAUCACCAACAAACUACUCACUGUUUGAUUCUGCCGUAUAGAUGGAUUGCUCCCAGUAUCUCCCUGUCUCCCAGUGUCUGUCUCUCAAGUCACCCAGUCUCUCAGUGUCCCUAUGUAUCACAGUGUCAGUGUCCCCAUGUCGCCCAGUCCCCUAGUCUCCCAGUGUCCCAAUGUCUCAGUGUGUCCCCAUGUCACUAGGAUACUGGGGACACUGAGAGACCCGGGGACACUGAGAGAAAUGGGGACACUGAGACACUAGGGACACAGACACUGGGAAACUAGGGGACACUGGGAGACUAGGGGAUACUGGGAGACUAGGGGACACUGGCUUGGAGACAGACACUUGGGGAGACAUGGGGACAGUUGUGGACAUAGACAUGGGGACACUGGGACACAUGGGGAUACUAGGUACACUGAGAGACAUGGGACACAGACACUGGGAGACUUGGGGACACUGAGACAUUAGGGACACUGGCUGGGGGACAUAGUGUCUCCGUGUCCAAAUGUCUCCCAAUGUCUCACAGCAUCCCCAUGUGUCCCCUAGUGUAUGUGUCAUCAUGUGUUCCCUAGUGUCUGUGUCCCCUAGUGUCUCAGUGUCCCCAUAUGUCACCUAGUGUCUCAGUGUCCCCUAGUGUCUGUGUCCCCAUGUGUCCCUGCUGCCUUCCCCCCUAUCCCUCACUUACCUGAGCUGUAGAGCUGCUGUCUGGACUCUGUGCUGUGUAGCUGCUCCCCCACGGAUCAGUGAGUAGUAGAGAGAGGCAGGGAUAUUCUCUAACUUCCUAUCCCUGCCUCUCUCCACACACAGUGACCCCUACUGGCCGGUUCUGGUACUGCAGAGUAAUUUCCAAUUAUUCUGAGAAAAUUACCUGCAUUUGUAUUGCCGGUAUUACUGCAAUACCGGCACGGCCAGGCAGCCUCAAAUACCGUCUGUGCCAUUAAAAUAUCAGUCAGGUGGCAGCUCCAUCAGCCCCUAUGAUAAUCCGGCCCUGUCUCCACCGGACAGAGAGCUGGAACGCUCUGGAACCUAGGAUAAACAAAAACUUUCGAAGCCAACUUCGUUCUUCUGGAGAUGUUAAAGGAGAUCCCCUCCAGGGUUAAACGUAACGGCAUUCCAAUCAAGCGCUCAGACAUCCAACACCCGCUUACAGGAGACCAAACAUAACAACCUUAGCUGACAGCUGCUUCAACGUCAAGUCUUGAUUCGGAUACCAAAACGACAAGAACUAUAAGACUACAGUGACGUCCCAAAAUGCAAAAAAUCUAGCUCUAGGUGGUCUGGCGAGACGAGUCCCCUUAAGCAGAUGACACACGAAAGGAUGUCGACCAACAGGUGACCCGUCUAGACCAUGAUGUCCAGCCGAAAUAGCUGAAUGGCACAAAUUGAUGGUGCGAUACGCCUUCCCGACUCAAACAUACCAGUAAGAAAUUCUAAAAUCAUAUGCAGAGGGGCAGAUACGGGAUCCAGAGUUCGUUCCACACACCAACCAGACCACAGAUCGAGUGCCUGGUGCCCAUGCAUUGUCGAGGAGGUUGAGAGUUGCCUGCAAAACUCCCGAGAUAGUCCAAUGUCCCCGGAAAGGAGCCAUGCCAUCAGAUGAAGAAGGCCUUGAUCCACUAAAUCGUGGGUAGUCUAUUGCCAGUUUCAGCAACCGAGGGAACCAGGGGCGCGAUCGCCACAGAGGAGUAAUCAACACCAUCCAUGGGCAUCCGCAGGAAUUUUUCCAGGGGGUGGGCACAGUGGUGUAUCCUGGUUUUGUGCUGCCCUAGGCAGGACAAAACUCAGGCGCCCCACUCCCCCCGUGCCACCCCCACCCAACCUUUCCCCCCGCCCCACCUUCUAAAUACACACACACACACAGUCAGACACAAACACACACACAGUCAGACACACACACAGACACAGACACAAACACAGUCAGAAACAAACACACACACACACACACACAGUCAGACACAUACACAGACACAAACACACACACAGUCACACACACACAGACACACACACAUACACAGUCAGACACACACACUCAUAAACACACACACACAGACACAAACACACACACAGUCAGACACAUACACAGACACAAACACACACACAGUCACACACACACACACACACAGACAGACACACACACACAGACACACAGUCAGACACAUACACAGACACAAACACACACACAGUCACACACACACAGACACACACACACACACACACACAUACACAAACACAGUCAGACACAAACACACACAUUAACUUUUUUUUUAAUUUAAAUCCCCCCCCCAACCUCCUUACCUUUGGGAGUGCUGGGGGGGGGGUUCCCUCUCUUCCUGGUGGUCCGGUGGCUGCAGGUCAGGCGGGCGGCUGGCGAGGGAGCACUUCCUAUGAGCUGACUGCUCAGCUCCCUCGCGUGCCGGCUGGAGAGUGAAGCUGGGAGACGGAAUAUGACGCCAUAUUCCGGCUCCCAGCCUCACUCUGCGGCGCGCGAGGGAGCUGAGCAGUCAGCUCAGAGGAAGUGCUCCCUCGCCAGCCGCACGCCUGCCAGCGCCGCCCGCCCGCCCGGGAUGUCAGUUAGCCGCAAGGCUAACUAGGCAUCUGCCCUGGGCAUUUGGGGGGCGGCGUUUUUUGCCGCCCCCUGAAAAAUGCCGCCCAAGGCAAAUGCCUUGUUUGCCUCGCGGCUAAUACGCCCCUGGGUGGGCAUAAUUGUAAUGACAUCCAUGCUUGGUCCCUUUUUGAUAGUGUCAUGAAGGGGAGGAGCAUAGUCAUUAUCACAUAAAGCCAGGCUGAAUAGUGUUUCCACAACUAUGGUGUCAGGAAUACAUGUUUGUAUUCCUGACACUAUAGUGUUCCUUUAAGCAAAUUAAAGAAACAUUCUGGUCACCAUAACAACUUCAUCUAAAUGAAAAUGCUAUUAUGCCAGGAAGCCCUUGGGUGCUCUCUUUUCUUUUAUGGGUUAAACCGCUCUCAAAUAGUUUAACCCCAAAGGCUUCUUCCAGCUCCAGAUUUCUAGGUCGCUCAGUGGUAUUUGGCUUCUGAAAUGGAGUGUCAGGAAGUGCAGAUUGACGUCAGGCAUGGGUGCUACAGAUUGGCUGAGUGGUCAGUUGACGCUCUAAGUCAAUCACUAGUUCCGGUUCAUAAAAAUGUUUUACUUUUUUAUGAGUGGGGAGCUACUGAUUGCCUUAGAGUGCCAGCUGACCGCUCUAGCCAAUCAGCGGCACUCUGUGCUUCCUGACACUCAGUAAAUAAAAGUGAACACAUUAACACUGAUAUUUUUUUUUACCUGGGGAUAUGAGAAGGUCCAUAGUUUUCCUGCCAGACCCAGGUAUCAAAGCCUUAUGAUGUGGUGUCCAGAAUAAAGUGGAGGGUUCACUUCACUUGUCCUUCCUGCUCCAAUCUCCUUUUCUACUCCUUCAUUUGACACAGUCUUCUUUUUCUUCUGACACUGUCUUCUCUCCUCCUUGGCUCCUUCUGCUCCUUUACCUUUCUGCUUAUUGUGCUCCCCCUUCUGCUCUUUCUGAUCCCUUGCAGACCCUUCCUGCUCAUUUCUGUUCCUUCUCCUACUUCACCUUUGUGCUCUUUCUGUCCCUUCUUGCUCCUUGCUGCCAUUUUCAGCUCCUUGCUGACCCUUUCUGCUCCUUCUACUUUACCUUUGUGCUGCUUUACCUUCCAGCUCCUUCAGACCCUUCCUGAUCCUUCCUUCUCCUUUCUGCUCCUUCUCUUACUUUACCUUCCUGGUCCUUGCUGACCCUUCCUAUAGGCAAUCUCUGCCCCCUCCAUAUGCCUCACUUCCCUGAUCUGUAGGCUAUCUCUGCCCCCCCCCCACUUACCUGAUCUGUAGGCUAUCUCUCCCCCCCCACUUACCUGAUCUGUAGGCUCUCUCUCCCCCCAUCCCUCACUUACCUGAUCUGUAGGCUGUUUCUGCUGGCUGCAUGUGCUGCUCCCCUGCAGAGUCAGAGAGAAGCAGGGAUAAGAUGCAGCUUCCUAUCACUGUCUCUCUCCAUAUACAGUGCUACCUACUGGCCAGCGCCAGUAUUGCAGUGUAUUUUCAAUCUCACAUGAAAAUUAGCAAGCUGAAAAAUCCAGGGGGGGGGGCAAGUGACCCCCUUCGCCCCCCUGUGGACGCCCAUGACAUCAUCGUACAAUCAUGGCGGGUCAAUUUCAAGAGUAUGCGAGCUAUCAAGUUGAACGGGGGAAAAGCAUACAUCCGAGCCUCCGGCCAAUGCCAAAUGAACGCGUUCGGUGCCAUAGCCGCGGGAUCCGGUCUCCAACUGUAGAACUUCGGCAACUGGGCGUUGAGUCAGGAUGCAAACAGAUCCACCUCGAGUGGGCCCCACAAUCAUUCCAAUCCCAGGAACGCCGAAGUGUGUAAGCCCCAGUCUCCAAAGUCUCUCAAAUAAUGCAAGUUCCAAUCAGCUGUCAAGUUGUCCAGGCCUGGAAUGUGUUCUGCUGUCACUGAGACGUUGUUGUGGAGACAGAACUGCCAGAAGUCCUUUGCCAUAAGUGCCAACAUGCGCGACUUUGUGCCUCCUAGGUGGUUGAUGUAACGCACCGCGGACACAUUGUCCAUCUUGAGCAUCACCCAGCAGUUCGCGCGACCGGGGGUAAGGCUGCAAAUCACAAAAGCCCCUGCUAACAGUUCCAGACAGUUGAUGUGCAACGUCUUUUCUCAAAGUCCGACCAUCUGCCUCCGGUGGAAACAACGCGCACCCCAGCCGUGUAAGCUGGCGUCCGAUUCGAUCACCGCGUCUGGGGUUGAUCCAAAGAUGGCUGUGCCAUUCCAGGCUUCCAUGUGAGCCAGCCAACAGAUUAGUUAGACUCUGGACUCGUCGUCCAACUUCAGCUUUGCCUCGUACGAGUGACCGGAACGAAGGUAAGAAACUUUGAGCCGUUGAAGGGCCCGAUAAUGAAGCAGCCCUGGAAAUAUUGCUUGGAUCGAAGCCGCGAGUAGGCCAAUCACCCUCGCUAAGUGUCUGAUUGACAGGUCUUCCGCUCGCACAGUCCACCUGAUUUCCUUCUUGAUGGCCUUCAUUUUGGUUUCUGGGAGAAACAGGAACUGUCUGAUAGAGUCCACUGUAAAACCCAAGAAUUCCACUGAUUGAGUUGGGGUCAGUUUUCCCAAUUUUUUUUUCUGACUUUUCCCAAUUUAUCAGGAAGCACAGGUUCAGAAGCAAUGUAAUCGUCCAGCCGACACGCAACCGUAGUUGAUCUCUUGACUGAGCCAUAAGCAAGAUGUCGUUUAAAUAUAUAAUCAGACAAACACCCCUGGUCUGGAAGAACAAUACCACCAAUGUCAUGACUUUGGCAAAACACCAUGGAGCCGAUGUGAGAGCCCGAAUGGUAGACAUGUAAACCUCCACCGUUUCCCUCGCCAGGUGAUUUGGAGAAAAUCUCUGUGUUCCUCGGCUAUAGGAACCGUGAAAUAAGCGUCCUUCAAAUCCAGCUUGGCCAGCUAGUCAGACAUCUGGAGGAGAUCCCGAAGACAAUGGAUACCUUCCAUCUGGAAAUGGGACUGAAGAAAAGCAUUGAGAGAUCGUAGGUUGAUAAUGGGGCGCACCCCGCCCCCUUUUUUUGGUACCAAGAAAAGGUUGCUCGUGAAACCCGGAUAGUUGUACGGCAACUCUUGGAUCGCCCCUUUGGCGAGUAGCUCCCAGAUCUCCGUGGAGAUCAACGAUUCCUGUUCCCCUGACAGGCACAGUUCCCUGGGGACAAAAUGUUGGAGAGGCAUGGACAGAAACUCUAGCCGGUAACCCCGCACAGCUUGGAGAACCCAAGCGUCUGCUGUCAAGGCAGCCCAUCCGUUGUAAAACUGGGCCAACCUGCCCGCCACCCACUCGUGAACAUGAGGGGGAAAAAAGGGGUACUCAUCAUAAGGGCGUCUGCCCGACAUGGCACCUCAAGGGUAGCGGGAGUUCCAAAACCUUUGGGGAAAAGACCGGCUUCAUGUUUGCUUGGGCCUUAUCGAUCGUUGUGAAUGUUUCCACAUAGGACCCCAGAUCCUUUAGAAAGUUGUCUCCGAACAACAUCCUCCGGGUUCCGAGAUGGCCAUACUCGCCAACUUGGGGUAAAUUUUUAAGAGAAUCGCCUUCCGGCGUUCCGCCGACAUGGCCAUAUUUGCAUUGCCUAGAAGGCAGAUUGCCCGUUUCACCCAGCCAAUUGCCACAUCCAAAUCUACUUCAGAUUCUCCUGCCUUAGCGGAAUCCAGUACCUCAUACACUUUGGACAAGGGCCCCAGAGUAUCCAUGAUUUUAUCUUGGCAACUUUUUAAGGAGAAAUCCAGACCCUUUUUAGUCUUCCAGCCUGAUUUAUUGAGGAAUUGAGCAAUCUGAGGGUCUACCUCCCUGGUCUUACAGGCAGAGCCUGGCACUGAAUGCCUAGGGCACUCCACCUAGAGAGGGGAGUGCGAAUACAAUGCGCUAUGUAUUGGGAAAUAUACCCAGGGGUUCCCACUCAGUAGUCCGGGGGUGACACAGGUCAUCCGGAUCGAACAGGGGGUUACCCUGAGGAUCCAGAAGAGACGUAUCACUACCAGCCGUCUGAGCGACAGCACCCUGAAUGGGAGUAGCAUCCCCAGUAAGGGUCACCACAGCAGGGGGAGCUUCCUCCUCCGAGCCAGCCUCAUCAUAGGAGGCUCAGAGUCCUCCUCCUCACUCUGGUCAGUGACCGAUCCCUCCUCACAGGAUCUAGCCCAUUUCCACAAUCUGGACGUUUUUGCCCGACCAUGGGCUCUUUUGUGCGGUGGGAGCGCGCCAUCUUUGACCGCCUCAAGUGAGUCCAUCAUGGCAGGCAAAACCUGCAUCAAGGAGUGGGAGGUGAAGUGUUUAGCCAUCGCCGUAGCCUUACGGGCCUUAGGUGUGGCUGGGGCAGAAGGGGGGCCCCAUACCCAGUAGGGCAGGGGCAGCCACAGGGGGCAAUAAAAGAGCCUGCGCCAGAGUUGGGAAAGCGAUGAUGACACCACUCCCAUAGUAGAGGCAAAGGCCCUUUGGAUAGAACACAUCAUAGUGGAGUCUAGCAAGGCUGAAAACUCAUUAGAGGCCACAUGUCCCUCAGAUUGUCCCUGAGGGAAAUCACUAAGCUGGCCCCCAGGCCCAUCACCCUUAGCCUGCAUGUUAAGGGCUGACAGGGAGAAACACUAAAUAACUACUUCCUGCAAGAGAAGAGAGAGGGAGAGUAAAAAGCAGAAAAAAGGAUAGGGUUUAAUAACCCACAUAGAGAGAAAAGAAGCAACAAUAACUGCACAUGAAUAAUACACAGUACCUGACAGCUGGUGUGCCCAGGGGACCCAGAGGCUGACAGGACCGAGGACCGGGUGAGUGCAGAAAGGAGCCCAUUCGAAAUCGCGGCAAGUAGCUGAUUAAAAUGGCCGCCGCACGAGGCAGAGUGUGAGCACUCCGCGGUUAGCACACAGCAGGGGGAAGGAUGCGUGCACAGUACCCACGCGGUCCGCCCUGCACACACGAGGGAGCCGCCGUUGAUGGCUCGCAAGCGAUGGCUCGCAAGUGUGAUCCCGACACCAAAGCACGGAUACUAUACUCACGUCCCACAGAGGGGGGGAACAGUGUGGUUGAACGGUGGGAAACCGCUUGGUCAGGAGAAGGGGGAAUCCAGCAAGGACACACCACUAGGUACACAACAGUUAAGGGCACAGUUAAAUAAAGCCCAAAUCAAAUAGUACAAUAAAAUAAAGCAAUUAAUUCAACAUUAAUAAGAGCUCAAUAAAAGGAGUACUUAGCUGGUCUGAGAGCAGCAAAGAAAGAUGGGGAUCUUGGGAGUCACAAGCCUUUUAUAGUCACUUCCUGUGUUAGGUGAUUGGUUGCUUGUGCACUAUAAAAUUUUUUGUUCAAUUUCAGUUAUUUAUAUUCAUCUCUAUCUUUGCUGCUGAGAGUAAUAAAGAAAGAGAUAUGCAUAAUAGGAGCCUCCGUGUCUUUAUUAAAAUUGUGGGUGUUAUGUAUGUGUUUCUGUUUUAUAACACCUCCUUAUUAGUUUUAAACUCCUAGAUUAGGGAUUAGGAAUAUCUCGGUGGUCCUGAAGGCUAGAGAACCGGGACUCAGUAAGAAACUGUCAAUUCCAGAGUUUUUUCAUUUCUUUUUCGAUUUACAGGGAUGCGUUAUGUUCAGUUCACCCACAUAGAAGGGAGGAGCUGGACCUCUAUAUGCACAAGCUGGUGGAUCUUGGCAACAAAUAAGGUGGUACAUAUUUUUAUGACUACCACCGGUCAUUUGCAGUGAAGGCAUUGGCAGCUCUGUCCCAGUACAAUGUCAAGACACAAAGUCAGUAGAGGCAUUACUACAAAUAGAACGGGAGCAAGGGUUUGUUUUAGGGCCAUUCAAAGAGCCUCCUUUCUCUAGCUGGAGGACUAACCCUAUUGGCUUGGUCACAGGGAAAAACACGACCAAGCAGAGAUUGAUCAUAGAUCUAUCGGCAUCACAUUCCUCUGUAGUCCCUAACCUUAACUCCCUGAUCCCCUCUGAUGAAUUCUUACUGCAAUACUCUACGAUGGACAAUGCAGUGACAGCUAUCAUAUCAGCUGGCAUAGGGGCUUGGCUUAGCAAGACUGACAUCGUAAAUGCAUUUAAGUUACUGCCCAUUCAUCCAUUGUUAUGGCACCUGCAUUGCAUUAAAUGGAGGGGUCUCUACUAUUUUUUUUACGAGGCUCGCAUUCGGCUCAAAAAGUAGUCCAAACAUUUUUGACACUUUUGCGGAAACCUUGUGUUUGCUUCUCCUGAAUACAAGCCGGUGCCAUAACGUUAUCCAUUAUCUGGAUGAUUUUCUGUUCAUUGAAAGUAAUGUGCAGUCUAGACAAGGCAGUAAAGUUAUUCCACUCACUAGGGGAACCAGUGUCACCUAAAAAGACUUUAUAAUCAAUUUUCUAGGGAUACAGCUUGAUUCGGUGGCCAUGGAAGCCAGCCUACCUCAGGGGAAAAUUAACAGUAUCCGAUACGACACAGACUACUACAUACAGACGGGCUCAUGUCAUAGGAAAGAACUGCAAUCACUGCUUGGCUCACUAAACUUCAUAAAAGUGAAAUUUUUGUGUAAAAAGAAAAAUGCAAAAAACAAAUAUGAACGCUAAAUUUGGCAAGCGUUUCUAGAUAAGUGGCUACUACAAAAGACUGGACAUACCCCAUUUUGAAUAGUGUGGGUUGUCUACUUUUACAAAUGGUAUGCCAUGAUGGGUUUAAUUUUCAUUCCUGGGCUGCUAUAUGGUCUCAAAGGCAACAUAGGCCCAGCAAACCAAUCUGGCAAAUUUCAAUGUGCAAAGAUGGAAAAGGGGAAAGCCCUACAUUUGACCCCUGUAAGUUUGCAACACCCCAUAAAACCUGUACAUUGGGGGCACUGUUGUACUUGGGAGAUGUUGCUGAACACAUAUUGGGGUGUUCUUUGUCAGCAACAGAUAACAGGAACUGAGAAUCCAUGCCUAAAGUACAAUGUGGGAGAAAAAUAACACAAAAAUAAAAAAGACUACCCAAAAGUUUGACAAAGACUGGUGGUAGAAUUAGUGCAUGGAAUACCACGAUUUGAAAUACACUAGGGUGUCUACUUUUCAAAAAUAUAUGGUUUGAUGGGGAUAAAUAACAUUGGCUGGCUGGUAUCAACAGAAAACACUAAAACAGUCAUACCUCCCAAUUGUCAUAUAUCUGAUGGUGCUGGAGGUAAAAAUAUAUACUCUGUCUUCAAGUAAAUUCAUACCCACUAAAAGCAGUGUCUGGUGAAGCAGGAUUUCGGUGGGCAGGGUUAAAGGGUGUGCAACCGACGCGAAUCACGUAACCAGAACCGCCCCCAAAAAAUCUACCCGAGGAAUUAGAUGGUCAGUCUGGCGUGAAUGCAUGUCAGGCUGCCUGCCAAUCAUGCAGGCUGGCCAACUGAGGAAAUACUAUGCAGACAGCAUCCUGAGCUUGGCAAAAAUGCGUCCAAUGAUGCACUUUGUGGGGAUAUUUAUGGGAUAAUAAUAGUAAACAGUUGAGAAUUGCCCACUAAUUCAAUUCUCAGAUCCCAAAGAACGUUUAUCGUAAGUGAAAGUAUUUCAUAUAAAUAAUAGUCACAUAUUUUAUUAUAAAAAUAGAUUUUAUUUUUAAUAACAAAUUAAUAAUAAUAAUAUGUAACAUGCGUGACAAUAAUCAAUGAAUAUCCAGUAUAAAAUGGUAUGCAAUACAAAGGAAUGGCUAUAUACGUUUCAAUGGCUUAAAUAGCAUUAUCUGUCAAGUGUUAUACGAUUUAUGACUAUGCUUACACAGACAUAGUGAAACUUUUCACAGCGAAGAACAGAAUUCCUCAGAGUGCAGCGUAAGGUCGUAAAGUUUAGCCGACAGUUAGAAUAACCCUUUCAAUGCUGGCUAGAUCUCCUAGGUAGUUAAGAUCUAUUCUGAUGUAAUUUUUAAAUAAAAUAACAUUUAAACCAGUUCAUUAGUCAUUUCCUGGAACCAUCCAAUAAGAGAAUCUACCAUAUUAUAUAAGCAGAUUUUAAUUUGUCUAAAAGAUAUCUUAUCUUAAUUUAGAGCAAAUCAAUACAUCUGGAUAAAAACAACGGUAUGCUAACACGUGAUAAUAUCACAUCAAUAUAUAAUUAUUCUUAAUUCCACCUGCAGAAUGGAAUGUUUAUAACUAUAUAUUCUUUGUUAACUAAGAUGUCUUAAUAUGGAAAUCUGACCGUGCUUUAUCCUAGUCAUAUAUCAUGCUAUUAAUACAUUUUAAUUAAUUUAAUUAAAUGAAACCAGUAUAAUUACCAGUUGAGUAGAUAUUUCAUCCGAUUGGUAGUCUCAGGAACUUAUUUGGAUGUCUCUCUGCAUGGAGGUUGGAGUCCCCAACUUCCAAUUCCUCUCUCCUCUUUUUCUUUGCAUAUCUCUUGCAUCUGCCUGCAUACCCUGCCUUCCCUUUGUCUUAACUUUUAAAGGGCCAGAUUCUCUGUACGUCACCAGUUGAUAACCCAAUAGAAGCAUUAGAGGUGUGGUUAUCUUCCAGAUCGCAAUUUAGGUAUUUAGUCUAUAGAGGGCAGUCUUGUCCCACUAAACAUACCUAUCCAGGAAAGAGUUAACUUUUCCUGGUGGCUAUUUUGACGUCAUGUUGCGUUAUCUUUAUAGUGCCAUAACUUAAAAUUUCAAAGGGUUUCUUAAAUUUUGUCCAGACUUAGUGUCUGCAAUUCCUGCCAUAAUUUCUGAUAUGACAGAUCAUGAACUAAGUUUACCCUUUUCCAUACAAUGGUACCUUAUAUAUAUAGACAGUUAAAUAUUAAAUUAUUUAAUCUUCUCUGUCACAAUUGUCUGGGUUUAGAAUUGAUUAUAUUCUUCUUAUCACUUGUUUAUACUAUGCUAUGCAUUCCUUAGCUCUGGCAAAAAUGGCUAGUUUUACAGAUAGAAAUGUUGUGUCUUUUUGUUAACUUGAAAUAACAAAAUGGAGUCUGGUCUGUUCAGAGUGACUCAGAAUAUACACUUUUAGUUUCUAUCAUAGCACAAGAUGUCUGCCGAUAUAAAUACUCUGACAACUUGCACCACGCUUUAUAGGGACUGUGCCCUAACACUCAUUUGUCCACUCCUCUCCAGAAGCUCCUGUUAUACAGUAUAAAUAUAUACAUGUGAAGGGUUAUUCAUGGAUUCCUGACAGAUAUCAGUGUUACAAUGUAACUUGCAUUAAUUUUGAAAAAAAUGGUUUGGAAAUAGCAAGGUGCUACUUGUACUUAUAGCCCUAUAACUUAAAAAAAAAAGAAGCUAAUAACAUAUUAACAUUGGGUAUUUCUAACUCAGGACAAAAUUUAGAAACUAUUUAGCAUGGGUGUUUUUUGGCGGUUGUAGAUGCGUAAAAGAUUUUGGGGUCAAAGUUAGAAAAGGUGUGUUUUUUUACAUUUUUUUCAUCAUAUGUUAUCAUUUUUUUAUAGUAAAUUAUAUGAUAUGAUGAAAAUAAUGGUAUCUUUAGAAAGACCAUUUAAUGGCGAGAAAAAAUGUAUAUAAUAUGUGUGGGCACAGUAAAUGAGUAAGAGGAAAAUUACAGCUAAACACAAACACAGCAGAAAUGUAAAAACAGCCCUGGUCCCAAACGGUAAGAAAAUGUAAAAAUGGUCUGCUGGGGGUUAAACAAACAAGUUUAAUACAAUCUUACUUGUUUUAUGGUGUUGUCUAUGUUUGCUGCUUUUUUUUUUUUUUCAUUUUAAGAUAUUAAAGGGACACUAUAGUCACCUGAACAACUUUAGCUUACUGAAGCAGUUUUGGUGUAUAAAACAUGCCCCUGCAGCAUCACUGCUCAAUCCUCUGACAUUUAGGAGUUAAAUCCCUUUGUUGACUUGCACAGCCUUCCAUAAACCCUUCCUGUAAAGAGAGCCCUAUUUAGGCUUUCUUUAUUGCAAGUUCUGUUUAAUUAAGAUUUUCUUAUCCCCUGCUAUGUUAAUAGCUUGCUAGACCCUGCAAGAGCCUCCUGUAUGUGAUUAAAGUUUAAUUUAGAGAUUGAGAUACAAUUAUUUAAAGGACCACUCUAGGCACCCAGACCACUUCAGCUUAAUGAAGUGGUCUGGGUGCCAGGUCCAGCUAGGGUUAACCCAUUUUUUCAUAAACAUAGCAGUUUCAGAGAAACUGCUAUGUUUAUGAAUGGGUUAAGCCUUCCCCUAAUCCUCUAGUGGCUGUCUCAUUGACAGCCACUAGAGGCGCUUGCGUGCUUCUCACUGUGAUUUUCACAGUGAGAGCACGCAAGCCUAUAGGACAGCUCUUGCCGCGCGUGCGCAUUCAGCCCAGGAGGAGGAUCGGAGGAGGAGAGCUCCCCGCCCAGCGCUGGAAAAAGGUAAGUUUAACCCCCUUUCCAGAGCCGGGCGGGAGGGGGUCCCUGAGGGGGGGGCACCCUCAGGGCACUAUAGUGCCAGGAAAACGAGUAUGUUUUCCUGGCACUAUAGUGGUCCUUUAAGGUAAAUUACAUCUGUUUGAAAGUGAAACCAGUUUUUUUUUCAUGCAGGCUCUGUCAAUCAUAGCCAGGGGAGGUGUGGCUAGGGCUGCAUAAACAGAAACAAAGUGAUUUAACUCUGGAGAGGGUACAUAAGGAGGACCUCCCAGGUGGCAGGCCUCUUACUCCUCUCCACUCCCACCACACGCGGGCUGCGAUACCGGAGGUUAUUUUCCUGCGGCCCGGUGAUGGUGAAGGUAGGCGGUGAUGAGAGAGGGGGAAGGCCCAGGCGAUGGGUGCCGUGCAGUGGUGUGAGGCCAACGAGCUGCGAGACACAACACGUGGGGCCGCCAGAGACAUACUCCGUGGCCCCGGCAUGCAGGACAUUGGAGGAGGCGGCUAAAUGGCCAUCUCCCGCAACGUCCGCGCAAAGAAGCCCACAGACGGGUAAAACUGAGAGGAGAAGAGAGAGAGCCUGGCAGCUAAGGUAUAAGAGAAAUAUCAGAGAAGGAAAGGCAUAUAGGCAUAAAAUACACAGGAUAUCUAACCAAACUAUGCACCAUAUAUACACAUAUAUAUCCAUUAAAUCCCACAGCCACCCACUAAGAGCAGGAGGCAGUGGUACUCUGACCUGUGCUUGAUGUGGAGCAGCAAAGAAGGAGGAAGUAGUUGGUUGGGAGGGGACCUUUAUUGUUUCUUACUUUUUUAUGAUUGGUUGUUUUUCUCUAUGUUAAUGUGCAUCUGUGGAGUUCUAGUAAAGAGAGACUUAAGCAAAUAUGAAGCCUCCUGUCAUGUUAUAAAAUUGUGAUAACUAACAAACAUUCCACAAUAUAAAUGUUUCUGAAUAAACUUUGUCACUUUAACAAAAAAGUGCCUCAUAGCCCAAUCGUUGGCUGUUUCCAGGUAUCUCUACGUGUUAUUACGGCUUACACAGGAGUUGUUUGUUUAUUGACCCACCAUACCCGGUGUUUCUGCAGGUGUGACCCAGGCUGGGACGGGAAGUUUUGUGAAAACUGUGUGAGAAUGCCAGGCUGCGUUCAUGGGUCAUGUCAUCAGCCCUGGCAGUGCAUGUGCCACCCUGGUUGGGCCGGAAAGUUUUGCGACAAAGGUUUGUAUUCGUGUUAGCGUCACAUUAUUAAUUGUUAUGGUAACAGAGCCAUUUGUAACAGUAGCCCAUCUUAGUGCUAGCGGACUGCUUUAUCCUCUUUAACUUUCACAUUUAUAUUGAUACAGUGUAUUAUCCUUCUGUGUACAUUGUACUAUAGUAAUGUAUUUUAUGUCCCUUCCUAUGUCAAUAUAUAGGUACUGUGUACGCUCCCUACAGUGUAUAUCGGGAUUUGUAUACUCCCUGACCUGUGGAAACAUUAAUGCUAUGUACCACUUUCAUGUAUUUUUUUAUGUUUAACCAAAGACUGGCGUGGGUAUGUUAGCUUGGGGCAGGAGCAAAGGCAAGGUGAGGGAGCCGUUCGCGCCGAGUGUGGGAGCCAUUCAUGCCGGGUGUGGGGUUGAGGGAGCCAUUCGCACCUGGUGUGGGGUUGAGGGAGCCAUUCAUGCCGGGUGUGGGGUUGAGGAAGCCAUUUGCGCUGGGUGUGGGAGCCAUUCACGCCGGGUGUGGGGUUGAGAGAGCCAUUCGCACCAGGUGUGGGAUUGAGGGUGCCAUUCACGCCGGGUGUAAGGUGAGGGAGCCAUUCGUGCCAGUUGUGGGAGCCCUCGUGCCGGGUAUGGGGUGAGGGAGCCAUUUGCGCCGGGUGUGGGGUUGAGGGAGCCAUUUGCGCCGGGUGUAGGAGCCCUCGUGCCGGGUGUGGGGUGAGGGAGCCAUUCGCGCCAGGUGUGGGUUUGAGGGAGCCAUUCGCGCCGGGUGUGGGUUUGAGGGAGCCAUUCGUGCCGGGUGUGGGAGCCCUCGUGCAGGGUGUGGGGUUGAGGGAGCCAUUCGCGCCAGGUGUGGGAGCCCGCAUGCUGGGUGUGGGGUUGAGGGAGCCAUUGGUGUGGGGUGAGGGAGCCAAUCGUGCCGGAUGUGUGUGCACAAGGAAGCUACUCAGGCCGGGAGGGUUAGCUUGGGGCAGGAGCAAAGGCAAGGUGAGGGAGCAAUUCGCACCGGGUGUGGGGUUGAGGGAGCUAUUCACGCCGGGUGUAAGGUGAGGGAGCCAUUCGUGCCGGGUGUCGGGUAAGGGAGCCAUUUGAGCAGGGUGUGCGGUUGAGGGAGCCAUUCACACCGGGUUUGGGGUUGAGGGAGCCAUUUGCACCGGGUGUGGGAGCCCUCAUGCUGGGUGUGCGGUUGAGGGAGCCAUUCACACCGGGUGUGGGGUUGAGGGAGCCAUUCGCGUCGGGUGUGGGGUUGAGGGAGCCAUUCGCGCCGGGUGUGGGGUUGAGGGAGCCAUUCGCGCCCGGUGUGGGGUGAGGGAGCCAUUCGUGCCGGAUGUGGGUGCUAACUGCUCAGUGUGUGCAUGAGGAAGCUACUCAGGCAGGGGGGAUGUUGGUGAGGGAACAGUGAAGUACCGGAUGGAAAGAAGAGUUAUCAUACUCCUGUAUUGACCUUCAGAUUCAGAAUAUCAUCUCUCCUGUGUCUUUUUCAGUUUCAUUACAAAAUAAAAAAAACACAUAAGGUUAAUCACUAAAAUGUGAAUUGGUGGACAUUUUAGGUUAGAAAAAUGAAACUGAAAACAUGUCCGACUUAGAGAAUUUUACCAGCUUGUGAAUUUCACUUUGGACACUUUAAUGAAAACCUUGAUAGAUACGUUUGUAAUUCACAUUGUACGGCUGAUAAUGUUUAAACCUGACAUAUUCUUGCUUCCUCAGAUAUUUAUAUCUGUGAACACUCCCAUCCAUGCCAAAAUGAGGCUGAGUGUUUGAUUGAGGCCGAUGGUGACUACUCCUGUCUCUGCCAAGAGCCCUUCCAUGGCAAGAACUGUGAACUCAAGAGGGGACCAUGUGAAAUAGCCGAGUAAGUGUUCCCAGGGACUGCUCAUGGGGCAGUGGUUGGGAUAAGAGGAGAUGGCAGACCUUCAUUUUCAUCAUCUACUGCGGUGAUUACUGACCUUAUCACCCCAGACAUCUCUAAACUACAUUUCCCAUGAUGCUCCAGUUUUUAAGACUGCCAUCUCUGAGAUCUCUCUAUUUUAGAGGAUACAAGACUCAGCCAAGUCAUUACCUCGUUAUAUAUUUAUAGGGGCAAAAAAAGAGAGAACAAUCACCAAAAAACUAAAAUCACAAUACCAUAACCAUUAGCACCAUCUUGUGGCUCACUAGUAAACUAGAUCUGUGAGUGGCAUCAUGUUUUUUACUGUAACUUAGAUCCCUUCGAGCCAACUUGUAUCUAAGAACCAUUAUAGGCAUAUCUAAUCUAGAUGCAAUGGCUCCAUUGUGUAUCUGUACCGUAACCAGGGUCGACUAAUGGAAUUGUUUGAUUGAACUUUAACCUAGAUCUGUGAGUUCCAUCUUGUGUCCAUUAAUGGUCUGCAAUGUAAUUCUACUCAAACUGUCCCAGGUUUAAUCUUAACAGCUGCACAAUAUAUGUUAACACUGUGUGCAAGCUAACAGUAUGAGAUGCUUAAUUGCCUCCAGAAAUUCACUUUUAUUGAUGGAUAUAUGAUAAAAGUUGAAAAAAACAAACAUUUGGCCUAGUGUUGGAGUUAACUUUAUCCCAAUAAUAAUAAAAUUCAAGAAUUUUAAGAAUUAAUUUAGAAUCUGUAUAAGGUAAUUUUAAAUUCUUAAACAGAUUCAAACACAGCCCUAAUACUCUUAAAUCUAAAUGCCGAACCUAGAACUCUACAUCUAUUCAUAUAUAUACAAUUUAAACUUGGCUUCUAAAUCUUAAUGUUUAAAAUGUGGCAUGGUUACUGCUCAACAACGUUAACAUGAAAAUUGGGGUUAGCGAUGAAGCAAUGAUAAUGCAAAAUGUGAAAAUGUUGUCAAUUAUUCAGAAAAGAUUGACACAUGUCUCAAUACCAAGUGCUUGUAUCUGAUAAGGCAAAAGUAUCAUGGUCCUGGUCAUGGUUGUGCAGAGAUAGGUAGAACAUGAAAUAUUUAAUGUGUUGAUAAAAGUCUCAGAAAUCAUAGUUCAAAAUAGCUUUAGAGCUGAACUAUUUUGAAGACCAGGGUGUAAACUGCAUGGGGGACUUCGAUCAGUUUCUGGGUUCCUGGACAGAACUAUACUCAAUGGAUUUUUUUUCAUGCUUCCACCCUGCAGAUUUCCAUGUUUAAAUGGUGGAACAUGCCAAGAUGAGCGUGGAUAUGCAGAUACAUUUGUGUGCCGCUGCCUUGCUGGAUAUGUCGGCAGACUGUGUGAAGUAGACGUUGAUGAUUGCCUGAUGCGUCCUUGUGCCAAUGGGGCCACAUGUCAUGAUGGGGUGAACAGAUUUUCCUGUGAAUGUCCUCUGGGUUUCCAAGGUCGUUUCUGUACAGUCAAUAUUGACGAUUGUGCCAGCAAGCCAUGUCAUAAUGGGGGGAGGUGUUUUGAUCGUGUGGGGAACUAUGAGUGCUACUGCCCAGAAGGGUUUCUUGGGAAAUCAUGCGAGUUCCCUUUGCCCAAACCAACUUGGGAUUAUGACCAAAGUACAUCGGCUGUUGACAUUGAAGCCACAUGGGCUUCUCCCAGAGUAACUCAGCCUGUUAGGACUGUAGGCAUAAACAAGCUGGGAACAGGGAUGAGUGAGAAGCCUGGUGGAGGGAACAUCCAAAUAUCUGUAAAAGAGGUAUUUACACAAAAAGAACAUGGACUAAGUGAAGUACAGAUCAUCAUUGUGGCAGUUUUUGGUGGCAUGACUGGCAUGCUUGUCCUAAUCACUGUGACCGUCCUCCUGUGGUACAGAAAUAGAGGUGUCAGGAUGGUGGCCUGUUGCAGGGAUUCUCCAUCUGCCCCCAAAACACACUAUCAUGAAUGCCAGGAAACUUCAUCGAACAACCGCAAAACCACUGCCUUUUAA